This is a messenger RNA of Delphinapterus leucas (beluga whale), 2418 nucleotides long. The record is from RefSeq and is a predicted model, not a curated record. Lineage: Eukaryota; Metazoa; Chordata; Mammalia; Artiodactyla; Monodontidae.
AUGGGGACCCUCAGAAGGAUGCUCAUUCACAUUGGAGAAGAGCCCUGGGCUGCCUCUGUGAGGCAGGCUGGGGACCAGCUGGUUGUUUGUCCAAAGAAAGGAGGUGCCCUGGCCAACGGGAGAAACCGGUCUACUACUGGGGUUACAAGCAGAUGGCUUUUCUCAAAGAAAGUUUCAGGGACGGGCCGUGCUUCCCGGCACCCGAUUGGGCAAAACCGCCCACUGCAGGCCGCGCUCAUUGGAGGGAGCGGGAUGGGGGCGGGCGCGCCGGCGGCGGAGCCGAGCGGAUCGGGCGCCCGACCCGGGCUGCUGCCGGCGCGGGCGGCGCGGGCGGCGCGGGCGGCUGAGGGCCGAGCGCCGCGGGGCCUGAGCGGGGCCGUGCCGGCGGGGCGGUGGCCGCUCCCGGGCAGUGCCGGCUCCCCCGGGGCGGCCGCUCCGGGACGGCGUCUGUCAGCGCUCCUCGUCCUCCUCGGCGGGGCCGCGCACCCGGCGCCGCGGCCCGUCAGCUGUCAGGGGGCGGCGGGCUGCGCGGGACACAAAGAGCGCGCGGGCGGCCGUUGCGGGACGACUGCGCCUCCCAGCCGCGCCCGCCCGCCAACCGGUCCCGACCCGACGGCCCCGCGGCCCCGCACCCGCCCGGGAGCUCAUCGUCCGCGGCCGCGGGGCCGGGAAAAGUUUGCGGCGCGUCCGCGGGGCCCCGACCAGCGGGGACUCCGGGGCGCGUCGUCGGCGGGAGCGCGGUAUAGAUCGAUAGACUGUCUUCAGGGAAGUUUGCACAAGGAUCCUGGCACCACCACAUUUUGCCAAACAUUGUUUCCCGUAAGAGAGGGAAAAGAUCGUGAAUUUAAAGAACGAGAAAAAGAAGAGGAGGCGGUAAAAGAAUCUGGUAAAAGCCAGAAGAAGGUAUCCAAGAAAACACAGUGUCGCAGGAGCCCAGGAAGGAGAGCAAUUCUACGAGAGCAGGAGGCCAAAGGUGGAUCUUGUUUCCAGGCUCAAUUUAAAUGUGAAAAAAGCUCCUUCUGCGGAGAGAACUAGCAGAUCAACCCACAGACCAGCCCUCCAGCCCAUUGUCACGCUGGAACGGGCAGGUCCUUCCAAGGUAAAGCAAGUUCCCCGGAAGGAAGGGUAGACUCGUGAACAGCAGACGGCUUAAGGACACAUACAGAACUCUCUCCCUCUGCCGGAGCAGUCAGUCACCUUCAUUCUGAAUGAUGGCGUCUGUUCUGAAAUACUUCCCUGUACUGCAUUUUUUGAAGGAGCACAAAUUGCUGUACUGUUGUCACUACAGAGCCACUAUGCUAGAUUUCUGAGGAAUAUAAAGGACACACAAAAAAACCUCUGAGGAUGAAAGAAGGGAAAUUCUGUCCCUAUCACGGAAAUUAGAGACAGCUGGACUUAUGUGCGUACCAGAGUGAAUGAUCAAAGAAGCCAUUACAAUACUGUACAUGUAGCUGUGAACAUAACUUUUUGGAGGACAUCAUACUAACUAGGAUUAUGUAGGGGUGCUUUUUUAAUGACAUGAACAAAGCAGUGUUAAUACCAGUAAGGUUUCUGGGUCCACUGUGUUGAGCAAGCAACAUGGAACCAUGGAUCUAGCCGUGGCCCUUCCACGGACAGCCCACGACACUCUGAGUGAGUCACCCAUCCUUUUAUCUCUUGGAUUCUCCUCCAGCAAAAUCAGAUAAUACUUCCUACUUGCCAAUACGCCCUGGAGAGCCCUUGAGAAGCUUAGCCCUGGGAUCCAAAAUCCCAAGGAUAUUCGUAUUUCUCCUGGAUGCCGCCUGGGGUGGCUGCCUAGCUCGCAGGAUCCCCAAACUAGCCCCUGUGGUGCAGGAAGUUUGUCACAGAAAAUGGUCAUUUCUGGACUGCAGGAGGCUAAGCGCUUAUCCACAGCCAUUUAGUACAGGCAUAGACACUUCAUUCAAACUGGGCUGACUAAAUUCUUCUCCCCGGACACCAAACGGAAAGACGGAAAGGCACACAGAGGUUGGAAACUGUCCAUCUAGAGAGUCGGAAAACGUUUCUUUAAAACUCUCAGCUCCUCCCCACACACAUUGGAGGGGAUUCCUCACCGAGCCUACAACCAUCACAGCCGGGGCCUGCUGUGGACCACAGGGACCCACACUCCGCAUCCCUUUGGGGGGAUCCAUUCGGCAGCCCUCCACCCCACCGAGGGUCGAUCACAUGCCCCCAAGACUCAUGCCUCUGGGUAACCCAGGAGCCCCAUGGCCGGGCCCUGGUUCUGGAAGUUGGCCUGGGAAUUACUCUUGCUGGCCGGCACAGCAUCUCUUUUGUGGGACUGUAAGAGACUGAGCUGCUGGGAUGCUGCUGACACACUGAUUUGGGAGCCCUACACACGCUAUCCGUCCCUGUCAGAGAGCAUCUCUAGUGGUAAGAAUAAAGUUUGUUUUGUGAGAC